Molecule: messenger RNA, 3546 nt
Organism: Quercus robur (English oak)
Lineage: Eukaryota; Viridiplantae; Streptophyta; Magnoliopsida; Fagales; Fagaceae
Product: disease resistance protein RPM1-like
Exons: 3
Coding region: 579-3281 (900 amino acids)
Biological process (GO): defense response to other organism
Molecular function (GO): ADP binding
Source: RefSeq, a predicted model, not a curated record
ACUCUGCCACUGCUCACCGUGAAAGACGGUUGAAAAAUCAUCUAGAUAUUAUUUUCAAGUCUCCUACGAAAAAAGGAAUAUAGGAGAUAUUUGUCAAUGUCAAGUGUGAACUGGAGAAAACAAAAUAAGAAGAAAGUGGUCGACUGGUCAGCAAUGGCUACCUCAAGUCUCUAGUAAAAGGCUACUCAUUCUCUGUUUUGCUGAGAAGAAAGAAAAUACAAAGAAAAACCAUCUUUAUAUUAUUUAAUUUAUUUCUCUCGUUUGCGAUCCUCCCUAUUAAUAGUAUUUCUUUAUCACCUUCAAUUGUAAACUCCUCUUGUAAGCUCUCGAAGUGUACAAUUCUUCUCAAGAAAAUAUUCAAGUUUAUUUUUCAAGUUCCUACAUCUAUCUUCAAGUUGAAUAUCAGAUGGUGUAAAUCUUGGGUACCAAUUUCGAUUAGUGGACUCAGGACUGGAGGUCUCCUAGGACUGGCAAGCAACAAGUCAAAGCAUGGUAUUCUCUUCCUCUUUGGAUGUGAUAUAAUUGGAAGAAAGGGAGCAUAAAAACUUGGUGACUAAAGCUAGAAGGGAGUUUGAACUAUGAAUUUAAAAAUGGAUCAGGCUGUAGUGGAACUCUUGAUUGAAAAUAUCAUUUCAAUCCUUUCAAAUGAAGCAUCUUUGUUAUGGGGGGCUCGUGAUGCAAUUGAAGAUAUCAAAGAUGAGUUAAUAAGCAUGCAAUCAUUCUUAGUAGAUGCUGAUAGAAAGGGAGUAGGGAAGGAAGGAGAGAAAACUUGGGUGGCAAAUGUGAGGGACUGGGCGUAUGAUGUUGAAGACAUUAUUGAUGAGUACAUGUAUCACAUAAAUCACCAACAAAUUGGCGGUCAAUCUUCCUGGAACCUUCACCACACCAUUAACUUUCCAAAAAAUCUCUGGGUGAGACGUCAAACUGCCACCAAGAUACAAAAAAUUAACGAGAAAAUAAAGGGCGCCAUACCAGAGAGGAAGCAAAGAUAUGGUAUUGAUCAUAUAGAGGGAACUAGUUCUAAAGAUAAUCAGAAAUGGGUGGUGCGUCAUGCUGAAUCAUCUCUUUUUUUUAAAGAAGACGAACUUGUUGGGAUUGAAAAGAAAAGGCAAUCGUUAAUGAAAAGGUUGAUGGAUGGAGAGCCACAUCUGACUGUCAUUUCGAUAGUUGGGAUGGGAGGUUCAGGCAAGACCACACUAGCUGCCAACACCUACAAUAAUGAUGAUGUAAAGAAACAUUUCGACUGUUGUGCAUGGAUCACAAUUUCCCAAGCAUACGAAUUAGAAGACGUAUUGAGGAGCUUGAUUAUGGAAUUCCACGAGUCAAGGAAGGAAACAAAUCCAGCAGACUUCAAUUCCAUGAGCUACAGACUCUUAGUAAAAACACUGGUGAAUUAUUUAGAGGAGAAAAGGUAUCUACUUGUCCUAGAUGAUGUUUGGGACACAAAACUCUUGGAUGAAAUAAAGGUAUCACUUCGAGAUAGUUGUCUUGGGAGUAGAAUCAUCCUUACAACUCGAAAAGAAGAUGUAGCUUGCUAUCAUUUGGGAGGUAAACAUCAUAUUCAUCAUAUUCAGUUGCUGAAAAACGAAGAGGCAUGGGAGCUCUUUUGCAAUAAAGCAUUCAUAAAUUGUACCAAUGGAAGUUGUCCACUGGAGCUUAAAUCUUUUGCUAAAGAACUUGUGCGAAAAUGCGAAGGCCUACCUCUUGCAAUUGCGGCUUUGGGUAGUCUUAUGUACUCCAAGAAUAUGUUUGAGUGGAACGAAAUUUACAACAGCUUGAAUUGGAGUCUAAGUAAAAAUCCUAAGCUAGAAGCUGUGAAGAGCAUUUUGUUGCUUAGUUUCAAUGAUUUACCAUAUCAAUUGAAGCAUUGUUUCCUAUAUUGCUCUCUUUUCCCAGAAGAUCAUGAGAUUCGAAGAAAGAGGCUCAUAAAGCUAUGGAUGGCAGAAGGAUUUGUAGAACAAGAUAAAAGGUCCAUGCCAGAGGAAGUAGCAGAGAGCUACCUAUUAGAACUCAUUUUUCGAAGCAUGCUUCAAGUUGUAAAAAGGAAUGAAUCUGGAAGGCCAAAGAGAUGUAAAAUGCAUGAUAUUCUGCGAGAGCUUGCACUAUCAAUAUCAGAGAGAGAGAAGAUUGGUGUUGUACAUGUUGGAAGAGAAGAAAUGACAGAAUGUGAAGCACGCCGCAUUUCAAUUCACAAAACUGAUGGAAAAGUCAAAUCAUUCACGAGUAUGUCAAAGCUCCGUUCUUUUUUUGUUUUUGACAAGAUGUUGAAAACAUUGCCUUUGGGAAGUAAAAUGUUAAGGGUCCUAGAUUUGGAAGAUGCCCCCAUUGAUGACUUGCCUGAUGAACUAUUCAAAUUAUUUAACUUAAGAUAUUUGAAUUUAAGGGGAACUUUAGUUAAGGAGCUUCCAAAAUCUGUAGGGCGGCUCCGAAACCUUCAAACCUUGGACGUCCGAGACACAAAACUAGAGGUCCUUCCUUGUGAAAUAGGAGAGUUGCAAAACUUGCGGCAUCUAAUUCUACACCAAUUCACUGGAAAUUGGAAUGAUUUCAAAUUUGCUAUUGGGCCGCGAACACCAUCAAAUAUCUGUAGAUUAAAAAAUUUGCAAGUUGUGACAUAUUUAGAAAUAACAGGUGACUUGUUGAAACAGAUUCGGAGCAUGACUCAGCUUACCAAGAUCGGUCUUAUAAAUGUGAAAGCAGCAGAUGAGAUGGACUUAUGUGAUUCAAUUCAUAACAUGAAGCUUAUGCGCUACUUGUGUAUCGUGGUUACAAAUGCGGAGGAAACCCUCCGUAUGGAUGCUCUUUCAUCUCCUCAUACCAACCUUCAAAAGCUUAUUUUGGCUGGAAAACUAGAAAAGGUGCCACAGUGGUUUCAUUCACUUCAAAGCCUCACAUUUUUGGCUCUGCAUUGGUCGAGACUGGAAGAAGAUUUACUCCCUCACGUUGCUGCUUUGCCCUAUUUGGGACGUCUUGAACUUUCUAAUGCUUAUGUUGGAAAACAGCUAUGUUUCAGUACAGGCUUUCUUAAGCUUACAAGAUUGAUUAUUCGUAAUUUCCCUCAAUUGAAUGAGAUAAUAAUAGAAAAGGGGGUGAUGCCAAAUCUGAAAUCCCUAGAAAUUGUGAGCUGCAUGGAGUUAAAGGCAGCGCCCAAGGGCAUUGAAAACCUACAAAAUCUCCAACUACUGCAUUUGCAAUCUGUCUCAAUGGAACUUAAAAAUCGCAUUCGCGAAGUGGAUUCUCCAAAGGUGCAGCACAUACCAGCGAUCUACAUCUCGAAGUAAUUCAAAAUGUUUAACAAAGUAGCUUCUCAAUUCUAUCUAAUUUUUCUUCCACUUUUAAUCUUUAAAUGAAUGGUUGCAUUCAUUUUAUCAUUUAAGUUAUUUCUUUGAACUAAUGGUUUCUGUCUUUCUGACAUCAUAAAUAAGGAAUCCGUUCUAACGAUUAAUUGUACUUAAUCGUAUCUCUGUUUUUUUACCCACGGCAGAAUCAUGCUUGCUAUUGCUUGAUUGCUUGGAGUUUGUUUUAUCUACCAUCUUGGCAUAGAAA